AUGGAGGUGCUGGCGCUGCUGUGGCUCUGGGCGCUGCCAGCCCCCGCCCUCGGCGGCGCCUCCCUGCCCGAGCUCAGGCUCUCGGCCGCCACCGGCGCCGUCUUCGUGCACGAGCUGCAGCGGGAGCCCUUCGAGGAGGCCUUCGUYGCCGCGCGCGAGGAGGACAGCGCCGCCGUCCCCGUGGGCCCCACCACCUUCCACGCACACCUGGGCGGCCGCCCGGACCUGCCRCGCUGGCUGCGCUUCGCCCAGCGCCACCCGUCCGCGCCCGCCUACCUGUACGGAUCACCCACGGACGCCGACGCUGGCACCCACAGCAUCGAGGUGCUGGCCUACAGCAGGGCCACCUACGAGACGGUGGCACAGAGCGUCAUUGUCACCGUGGUGCCAUCCCCAGCCGGGCCGCCGCGGUACCAGGGCGAGUUCCUGGUGACCGACAGGGACGUGGAGGAGCUGCUGCCGGCGGCCACGCGGCGCCGCUUCGCCGAGGCGGCGCGCGGCGUCUGGGAGCGCCGCGACCUCGCCAUCGUCAACGUCACCUCGGCCCUGCACCGCGGCGCCCGCGUCCCGCUGCCCAUCGAGGGCCGCAAGGAGGGGGUGUACGUGACGGUGGGGUCGCACGGCACCUUCUCGCAGUGCCUGGUGGCGGCCGCGUCCCCGCAGAGCCGCCUGCGCUGCCGCCUGGGCCAGCAGCCCGUGGCCACUUGCUACGACACCUUCGCGCCRCGCUUCAGCAUCGCCUGGUGCAACCUCAGCCUGCUCGAGGUGCCCGUGGGCUCCGCGGCGCCCGCGCCGGUGCCGGGCUCGGGGGUGCUGGAGGAGGGCGGCGAUUUCGCGCCCCCCACGGCGGCGCCCGCCGCCCCGCUGCUCGCCGGCUACCUGCUCACGCUGCUGCUGCCGCUGCUGCUGGCCGCGCUGCUCUGCCUGCUCCUGGGCCACCUCAUGUGCUGCCGCCGCCAGGGACUGCAGAAACGGGACAAGGAAACGCCUGACAUCCAGCUGGCGCAUCACCGCAGCGUGCGCGGCGACGCCGAGGAGCUGCGGCGCAUGGCGGCCGCCCGCGCCGACGUGCCGCGGCCGCUCUCCACGCUGCCCAUGUUCAACGUGCGCACGGGCCAGCGCGCCCCGCCGGCGCGGGGGCCGCCCGACGCCGCCCGCCGCCCGCUCCUGCCGCCCCAGCAGUGA
This is a messenger RNA of Nothoprocta perdicaria, 1185 nucleotides long. RefSeq names its product sarcoglycan alpha (gene SGCA). The transcript is spliced from 9 exons. The record is from RefSeq and is a predicted model, not a curated record. NCBI's taxonomy places the organism in Eukaryota, Metazoa, Chordata, Aves, Tinamiformes, Tinamidae. Gene Ontology annotation, molecular function: calcium ion binding. Gene Ontology annotation, cellular component: membrane; sarcoglycan complex. Bases 1 to 1185 code for a protein of 394 amino acids.